Molecule: messenger RNA, 3255 nt
Organism: Ostreobium quekettii
Lineage: Eukaryota; Viridiplantae; Chlorophyta; Ulvophyceae; Bryopsidales; Ostreobiaceae
Source: the annotation of a GenBank genome assembly
AUGCUCAAGGUGCUGGCGCUCGAGUCUGGCGUCCGGAAGGACCCCAAGAAGGGUGGCGGCGGAGGCGGCAGCAUUCUCUCGGCCAACCAAAACUUGGAGGGCCACAGCGGAGAGGUGCGGGUGGCGGCGUGGAAUACGGUGCAUCAGAAACUCACGACGAGCGACGAAAAAGGGCUCAUCAUCGUGUGGGCACUGAACAGAAACACAUGGCUGGAGGAGAUGAUAAACAACAGGAUCCUGUUCUGUGCCGCCAACGGAAGGUGCGACGUAUACGACAGCAACGGGAACUUCAUAUCCAGGGCGCCGCUGCCGGCAGCGUCUUCGUGCCUAAGACCUUGUCGAACGUCCUCUCAAGGUGGCGAGGGGCAACUGCAGCUGCGACUGCGAGGAUUUAAUUGGCAUGGCGUGUGGUGCCUCCAACAGGAUUCCGUGCAUGGAGGACCCAACAUUGUUGGCGUGGAGUGGUGUCCAAGUCGGCACGGCCGCUUCGACUGCGACAAUCGCAUGCUGGCCAUGGCAAUCGACAACGGCAUUGUGCGCGUAAUGGCACACGAAAGUGAAGAGGACGUGGUGCAAAUAGAUACGGAAUUGUGCAUCUCGCGUGUCAAAUGGAGCCCAGAUGGAUCGACCAUUGCGGUCGCCGGAAGCCAGGACGCCACAGUUAAUGGCGAAAGGAAGACGGUGUCUCUGCUGAGGUUUUAUUCCCCCUCUGGGCAGCGACUCCGGACGAUCCGUGUUCCGGGGGAACGGAUCGACGACUUCAGCUGGGAGGGAGGCGGCCUGCGGCUGGCGCUGGCUGUCGGGUCGUUCAUAUACUUUGCGAUCGUGAGGCCUGAUUACAAGUGGGCAUAUUUUUCGAAUACCCUCGUGUACGCUUUUGGCAAGAAGGGCUCUGAGUCCAGCGGCAACGCGAUGGUCACUUUUUGGAAUUCUCAGAGCAAUGAGCGUUACACAAAACAUGUGAAACACCUUGCCUACCACAUAAACAUGCCCAUCAAUCAUUUGGUGGUCACGGACAGCCACGUGGUGGCGGCCUCAGAGGAGCUGAUCUAUGCCUGGCACUUCAAGCCUGGGCUAUCUCUCGCAAAGAGCAACAUGGUGAAGGGUUCCCGUGAAAAGACGUUCCACGUUGAUGAUAUAAACACGGAGUCCGUGAGGGAGGCCUCCGAAGAUCUUAUUUCCUCCGUUUGCGCUGAUCGCAAUACCCUGCUGGUGGGCAGGGCCUCGGGAGUGGUGCAAAGGUACUCCCUACCACAACUGACCUCCAUGGGGAAGCAUGUUCUUAGAUGCAGACCAUGGAGAAUGGCUCUCAACUGCGACGCUACCAGAUUGGCCAUUAUCGACAUCAAUGGCGUCUUGUCACUUUUCGACUUCACGACCACCAGCUCCUCCAAUGUAGAUGCAAGCAUCUCUGGGGAUCACCUCGAUUUCGAGAGGAAGGACGUCUGCGACAUAUUGUGGAGCGAGGACAGCCCGGACCUAUUCGCCAUAUCGGAGAAGAGCCGAAUCUAUUUGUUUCGAGGUUUGGAUCCCGAGGAGCCCAUAACCUGCAACGCCUGCCUUUGCCGCUUUCGCGACUUGGAGCUCCAUGGUGUUAACUUGGACAGGGUCAUGCUCAGUCCCGAGGAUAGUCCUGUGGAGGAAUUCAUGGCUUUCGAGGCAAGGAGUCUCAGGGAUAUGAGGGAAAUCCUAAAGUCAGCCAAGCCAGAAGAUGCCCAUACUUUCGUUGAAGAGAAUCCUCACCCGCGGCUGUGGAGGAUCCUCGCAGAGCACUUCCUUUGCGAGUUGAAUUUCGAAGAAACGGAAAAGGCAUUUGUGAGAUGCGAAGACUACCACGGGAUCCAAUUCGUCGAUCGCCUGCAGCGCCUGAGAGAUUCAGAAAUCCAGAAAGCCGAAAUAGACUUCUACUUUCAGCGAUUCGACGAGGCGGAGAGGCGAUACUUGAGCAUAGAUCGGUCGGAUCUGGCGAUCGAAAUGCGUUUCAAAUUGGGCGACUGGUUUCGCGUUGAGGAGCUCGUGGCGGAAUGCGGCAGCGGAGACGCCACACUAGUGGCUGCGUGGAACAACAUAGGGGAGUAUUACUUCGACCGCCACGACUGGUACAAAGCCGCGCAGUACUACAGCCAGGCCAAAAACAGCGAGAAGCUGGUAAAGUGCCUGUGCGCCCUGGAGGAUUACGAGGGCUUGGAGAAGCUGCUGCACGUUCUGCCCGAUGGCUCCCCCCUGCUGCUCGAGAUCCGAGAAAUUUUCCAAGCAUUCAAUCUCUGCGAACAGGCCGUGGCUGCAUCUCUCAAGCUGGGAGACCCCAAAAGGGCGCUCGAUAGCUGCAUACUGACCAACCAGUGGCGGCAGGCCGUGGAAGUGGCGGCAAAGGAAAAUUUUCCGCAGAUCGAGCAGCUGCUGUCCAAGUACGCCAACAGGCUGAUCGAGGGCGGGCGGAUGGUUGAUGCAGUGGAGCUUUAUAUGAAGGCGAAUCGGCACAUGGAGGCGGCGAAGAUCCUGACGGAUUUGGCGCAGCAGUCCUCCCGAAACAAGGCUGGACCUUUGGUCAUCAAAAAGCUGUACGUGCUGGCCGCCGUGGAGGUCGAGAACUUCAGAAAACGUGCCUUGGAGCAGCCAGAGGGCCUGUCAGCGCUGGUUGCAGGAUCCGCCACCGCUCAGCCAACAUCGCAGCAGACACUGGCGGGUUUGAUGACGAUGGACGCGGCCAGCAUGGACAAGCAGGGCCAGGCGUUCGACGACGCCUGGCACGCGGCCGAGGCGUACCAUUUUUGGAUGCUGGCGCAUCGCCAACUGCAAGGUGGCGGCGCGGAGGCUGCCAUGCGCACUGCUUUGCACCUCAGGAAGUACGAUGACCUGAUCGACCCGCACGACAUAUACGCUUUCCUGGCUCUGGCGUCUUUCCAGUGCCAGUUCUUCGGGCAGUGUUCUAAGGCCCUCGUCAAGCUCGAGUCCAUGGAAAGCAUACCUGCAGAGAAGCGGGAGCAGUACAGCGACUUCGCCAUGUCCGUCUUCACGAAGCACGCGCCAAACGACCCUCGAACGCUGCGCGAGGCUCAGGGCGCCAGGAAGGGGCGGCAUGACUUCCUGGAGGGCUUGCACCGGUCCAAAGAGCAGGUCUGCGUGGCAUCAGGCAAGCUGCUGCGCGACCACAACACCCUUCGGUGCAAGGUCUGCCGACACCCGAUGAUCGCCGCGGAGGUGAAGGGUCGCACCUGCUGCCCUCUUUGUCACGCGCCGCUGCACUUUUGGUGA